GUCAUCGUUGUGUUUCCCCCGCCUGCGAGAUUACGUUAUGAAUGUUGCAAACAGCUAAGCGGAGCAUGGAGGUAGUGUAGUGGGUGAAGUAUGCAGGAUUUUUGGUUCCAAAUGCCAACAUUACGAAACACUUGUUUUUAACACACGCUACACUGAUUCACAAAUUUACGUCUCUUCCGUUUUCCACUGGGCAGUUGCUGGGUGUGGUUGGUUUUUAGCCUUCAAUGCCUGCAAGGGUGAACAUUUCCCCAGUGAACAUGUUUCCAACUAGUCUAGCAACGAACUCUCUUCAAGGUUUGCUCGACAAGCAACAUGAGAUGCUGGAUGACCUUGGGUUGCCUCCUAUUAUGAGGAGCAUAACAGAACCAGUGGGACUUUCAUCCUCCUAUGGUGUCCCUGAUGAUGAUUUUGACCAGAUGCUUUUGCCCACGAUUCCUAACGAGAAUGGACAAGAACAGACGCUACCAAUGCUAGAUCUAGACUUCAUCAAUGAUGUCUUUGGACAGAUCAAUCAGAAUGAAUCGCCGAUGGAGACUGGUACAAGUCUAUGGAUGGACAAUGCUCGACUAUCACCUUCUGAUAGCUAUGAUAUUGCUCCAACAGUUCCAGUUGGGAAUCCGUUUGCAAUGAUUUCAGGGAUUGUUCCUGAGCCGAGUUUUACCAAUCAGGGAUCCCUUAGGAAAGACUCGCUGCUGCUACCAACUUCUUCAACAGGCAAUAUCGCUGAGGUGGCUCUGAAUUCUCCAGAAACAAGGAAUGCAUCAAGAGAAAAGACACCGGCACUGACACUUGAACAACUUUCAAGAAAGGAGCUGUUGAUUCGGCUACGCUAUCGUUCUCAAGAGGUGGUCAGAGAAUAUGUCAAUAACCCAAAUGGCUGCCUCGUCUACCAUAAUAAACCUUCGCAGUUUGACUCGGGAGAGGCUGUGCCUACAAGAGUGGAGUUCCCAGGCAUUGCAGUCAAUGUGAAGAAAAGAAUGACAGAUGUUCAGUUCAAGUGCACCAUGCAAAUUCUGAAAGCUCUAGAAAAUGGCCUGUAUCUUCGAUGUGAUGAUAUGGGAAAUGUUUAUGCGACUCGACAUUGUCAAAGUAAAGUUUUCUGGUGGAGUACAGAGAAAGGACCGAUCGCUGAAGGGAGAAUGGAUGACUUUGUUCCGUACAAACUAGAGAGGAACAGCGAAGUCAUGGUCUUUGAUAACGAGAUGUUCGAGCAAAGGCUAAAGCACUUCAUUGUCAACAAACCCACGUUUAGAAAUGAACCAGCAGGACUCCUACCCAACAACCACAUCUCACCGAUCAGCCCUGCUAUUUAUUUCACAUUUGCCCAGCCGUGGAACCCUAAUGAGGGUGCCCUCAGCUACUGCUUGACGUCGAUGAUCGUGAAUCCUGUUCGCCCAAGGAUGCAACAUCGCUGGGGAAAUGACGACCAGCAUAUUUCAUAUCCCGUUAGUGAUUACAGAAUUCAGCUUUCGAAGAGUCUUCCAAGUCAGUUGUGAUUAGAAUAAUAAUAAAUAAUAACAACAAAAUUAUAAAGCGCUCAAAGUGCUUCUAAUAGUGAUCAUCACAAGAAUAGAAUCGCUGAACGAUUUCCCUCAUAGCAGAGCAGAGCAAAAUGUUUUGUGCAUUGUAAGAACCUUUUUGUACAUAUUCCCUUUUAAAACAGCAUCAUUUGUACAAAUUCUUGUAGAGAAAAAGUAUCAGAAAAGAUUUCUCUUGCAUGAAAGGCCAUAUAUUUUAAAACUGUUAUUAAUGCUUUCAGGUUUGCGUGGAAUCUAAAAUGGUGCAUUUAAUGGACAAACACAAUUAGUCAUUUGUUUCAAUACAUUAAAUAGCCCCCCCCCCCC
Messenger RNA from Asterias rubens (European starfish), 1844 nucleotides. RefSeq names its product interferon regulatory factor 6-like. The record is from RefSeq and is a predicted model, not a curated record. NCBI's taxonomy places the organism in Eukaryota, Metazoa, Echinodermata, Asteroidea, Forcipulatida, Asteriidae. Bases 225 to 1496 code for a protein of 423 amino acids. The transcript is spliced from 8 exons. Gene Ontology annotation, biological process: immune system process; regulation of transcription by RNA polymerase II. Gene Ontology annotation, molecular function: RNA polymerase II cis-regulatory region sequence-specific DNA binding; protein binding; DNA-binding transcription factor activity, RNA polymerase II-specific. Gene Ontology annotation, cellular component: nucleus.